UUCACGGUGGUGGCAAAAUGUUUCUGUAACGGCACCCACCAGGCGAAGCUAAUUUGUCCAACUCGAGGAAAAGGAAGCAACGCGGCGUUUGGAAACGAUAAAAUACACUUCCCAGCCUCGUUCCGUUCCGUUCGGCAUCCCACAUUCUCCGUGUUUUUUCGCCCCGACGGCCAGUGUGCGUGCGUGCGUUGUGCGUGUUCGCACUGAUCCUGUGACGCGAACGGCACCUUAAUUUAGCGGAUUAUUCCUUGAGAGGCUUAAACAGUGCCACAAAGGCUCGGCGAAAAGCAGACGCCGGCAACGAGCGACCAAACAUGAACCGUUCCACGAAGAGCACACUCCGUAAGACGGCCGGCUACUCGAGCCUGAUAACGUUCGCAGUUCUGUUGCUCGCCUGGCUGUGCGGCUUCUCCAGCCGGUUAUUUGCCGUCAUUCGCUUCGAGAGCAUUAUCCAUGAGUUUGAUCCUUGGUUCAAUUAUCGCGCCACGGCCCACAUGGUCGAGCAUGGGUUCUACAAGUUUCUCAAUUGGUUCGACGAGUCGGCCUGGUACCCGCUCGGUCGUAUCGUCGGUGGAACCGUCUACCCGGGGCUGAUGAUCACUUCCGGUGGCAUACACUGGCUGCUGCACGCCCUCAACAUUCCGGUCCACAUCCGCGAUAUCUGCGUGUUUCUGGCACCAAUCUUCAGCGGUCUGACCGCCAUCUCGACGUACCUGCUCACGAAGGAACUGUGGUCGGCCGGAGCGGGUCUGUUCGCUGCCAGCUUCAUCGCGAUCGUGCCCGGUUACAUUAGUCGCUCGGUCGCGGGCUCGUACGAUAACGAGGGAAUAGCGAUCUUCGCCCUCCAAUUCACCUACUACUUGUGGGUAAAGUCGGUGAAGACGGGAAGCGUCUACUGGGCCGCCUGUGCUGCCCUUUCCUACUUCUACAUGGUGUCGGCCUGGGGUGGCUACGUGUUCAUCAUCAAUCUCAUUCCGCUGCACGUGUUCGUGCUGCUGAUUAUGGGCCGCUAUUCGCCACGCCUUUUCACCUCGUACACAACGUUCUACAUCCUUGGGCUGAUCCUGUCGAUGCAGAUCCCGUUCGUUGGCUUCCAGCCGAUCCGCACCAGCGAGCAUAUGGCUGCGUCGGGCGUUUUCCUGCUUCUGUUCGCUGUGGCCGUUCUGCGCCACGUGCAGACGGUGCUGUCGAAGCAGGAGUUUAAGCGCCUUUUCCUGAUCGGCGGUUUGCUGGCGGCUGGUGUCGUGUUUGCGGGCGUCGUUCUGCUGACGAUGCUCGGCGUAAUCGCGCCGUGGAGCGGUCGGUUCUACUCGCUGUGGGAUACGGGUUACGCGAAGAUUCACAUUCCCAUCAUUGCGUCAGUUUCGGAGCACCAGCCGACGACGUGGUUUUCGUUCUUUUUCGAUCUGCACAUCCUGGUGUGCACGUUCCCCGUCGGCCUUUGGUACUGCAUCAAGAAGAUCAACGAUGAGCGGGUGUUCGUCGUGCUGUACGCUAUCAGCGCGGUGUACUUUGCUGGCGUUAUGGUGCGGCUGAUGCUUACCCUCACGCCCGUCGUGUGCAUUCUUGCGGGUGUAGCAUUCUCCGGAUUGCUGGAGGUGUUCCUCAAGGAAGAUAAUGCGCCUGGCGUGAAGGAUGGCGGUGCCGGUGGGGCGGACGGCGAACCGGAGCAGGACGGUGCGGUGGAGAAAAAGCAAAUGUACGAUAAAGCGGGCAAGAUGAAGCACCGACCAAAGCACGACCUUUCUUCGCACGGUACACACAGCGAACAAAACACAGGGCUGAGCUCAAACGUUAAAAACAUGGUAAUUGUGGCCAUUCUGAUGCUCCUGAUGAUGUUUGCAGUCCACUGCACUUGGGUUACCUCGAACGCGUACAGUAGCCCCUCGAUUGUGUUGGCUUUCUACAACAGUAACGAUGGCACGCGAAAUAUUCUGGACGACUUCCGCGAAGCGUACUAUUGGCUGUGGCAGAAUACGGCACCGGAUGCCCGUGUCAUGUCCUGGUGGGACUAUGGCUAUCAGAUAGCGGGUAUGGCGAAUCGAACAACGCUCGUGGACAACAAUACUUGGAACAAUAGUCACAUCGCGCUGGUCGGUAAGGCAAUGUCAUCGCCGGAGGACAAAGCGUACGAAAUCAUGACCUCGCUCGACGUGGACUACGUGCUGGUGAUUUUCGGUGGUGUGAUCGGCUAUUCGGGCGAUGAUAUUAACAAGUUCCUGUGGAUGGUGCGAAUCGCUGAAGGUGAACAUCCCAAGGACAUACGCGAGAGCGAUUACUUCACAGAUCGCGGUGAGUUCCGUAUUGAUUCGGAGGGCGCCCCGGCUCUGCUAAACUGCCUGAUGUACAAAUUGAGUUACUACAAAUUUGGUGAGCUAAAACUGGACUACAGAGGCCCAGCCGGAUAUGAUCGCACCCGGAAUGCGGUGAUCGGUAACAAAGAUUUCGACCUAACGUACCUCGAAGAAGCGUACACUAGCGAGCACUGGCUGGUGCGCAUCUAUCGGGUGAAGAAACCGCACGAGUUUAACAGACCCGCCCUGAAGCCGGAUGAACGCGUCCUACCGGCCGGCGAGUUUGUUUCGCGCAAAACGACCAAACGAAGGAAAGGCAUGAUCAAGAACCGUCCGGUGGUGGUAAAGGGCAAACGUAAUAAGUAAAUCGUCCGCCGUAGCUCGGGACAGUGAAGGCCGAAGAUAAAUGCUUCCUCUUUGCCGAGUUAGCACCGUCGGGAGCGUUGGAUUGUGUGUUUGCGGAAGCGUUUUUUUAGGUUGGCUUCCGAACAAAUUGUGAGAAGAAAGGCUAAAAUCUCAUCGAUCGAUCGGUGGGAACGCUAAACGCUGUAAGCAAAUGGAAUUAUGUUUAUUUUUUCUCCUCAUUUAAGCGCAUUUGCUACUCGCACAAGCGUGUAGCAGUAGUUGAAGGUAGUCGUAAAGCAGCAAAUACGAAAGAAACAAAGUGCUGCUGGGCAAAGGAAAACCUAAACUAACGUUAUGACCGCGUCACUAGAAUAUGGAUGGCAUUUUGCAUCUCGGCCAUUUCGUCAUCUUCUUUACAUUUUGUGACGAGUGAAUGAGGUUAAGUCCUGUUUUCUAUUCCAAUUGGCGGCACGGAACGGCGUUUGGUCGUUCAAAGAGUGUAUGCACUGGUUAGAUGUAGAUUUCUUUUCCUCCUCUCACAGGCACCUAUCUCGUCUUCACGGUCUUGUGUGUGUGUUUCGUUUCCUUUUUGUGGAAAAGUAUAAAAUGUUACGUGGCCUGUUGCAAUGCAAAACAAAGAACAAGUUACAGACCGCUUCUUUCCCAUUCUAAGUUCGAACUGUUUACGAAGCAAAAUCAUCGGAGCUUUGUUUGAUUUCGUGUCACCUGCCAAUUAGAACGAACGUUACCAUGGAGACGUGAUCCGAUGCGUUGUGUAAUGUGGAAUCGGAUAGAGCAGGCCAAAACCGUUCGAUCGUGCGCAAACUAUGACAAAUGUAUUUGCUCAUCAGAAAACCGAGGCAUCGGCAACAGAGCGCGACUAAUGGGGAAAAAGUAGGAAAAAGCGAUAAAUAGGCUCCAACCGCCAAACACAACUGAACAAAACUUAAGACAAAAAUAAAAACACUGA
Molecule: messenger RNA, 3609 nt
Organism: Anopheles cruzii
Lineage: Eukaryota; Metazoa; Arthropoda; Insecta; Diptera; Culicidae
Gene: Stt3B
Product: dolichyl-diphosphooligosaccharide--protein glycosyltransferase subunit STT3B
Exons: 4
Coding region: 315-2660 (781 amino acids)
Biological process (GO): post-translational protein modification
Cellular component (GO): membrane
Molecular function (GO): dolichyl-diphosphooligosaccharide-protein glycotransferase activity
Source: RefSeq, a predicted model, not a curated record